Messenger RNA from Racocetra persica, 242 nucleotides. The record is from the annotation of a GenBank genome assembly. NCBI's taxonomy places the organism in Eukaryota, Fungi, Glomeromycota, Glomeromycetes, Diversisporales, Gigasporaceae.
UUGUUCGACCUUUGGCUGUGAUGAAAGAACAUGCUCAAUCUGCAGAUAUUGAAAACUAUCCCGAUACAGUGCGUGAAGUUACUCAAAAAUUGUUAGCGUUUCGGACAUUUGAAGAAUUUCGUACCUGCAUGGAAGCUAAAGAUAGGUGUUUGAAAGCUUUUUUUGAUAAACUUGUAUUAUUAGCAAAUUUGUCACAAAAAAAGCGUGAAUCAUAUCCUAAAAUUAUGUCCCAGUUGCUACUC